Macrosteles quadrilineatus (aster leafhopper) is the source of this 2222-nucleotide messenger RNA. Its product is annotated as acid phosphatase type 7. The record is from RefSeq and is a predicted model, not a curated record. The transcript has 10 exons. The coding region runs from base 167 to 1543 and encodes 458 amino acids. Gene Ontology annotation, molecular function: metal ion binding; acid phosphatase activity. NCBI's taxonomy places the organism in Eukaryota, Metazoa, Arthropoda, Insecta, Hemiptera, Cicadellidae.
CACAGUUGAGUUCGCGUGUAUGUCGCUACAUGGUCUAAAAUUUGUCGUUCUCUCAAAAUUCUCAAUAAUUUGGUUAUACAUAUUAGAUUAUUUAAUUUCUCAAUAGUAAUAGACUUAGGCCUAAGUAUAUCAAAAUUCUUCGAAUGUUUUAACUUGUUGACCAAAGAUGCUGAUAAUUUUAACAAGUUUGGUUUUCGCCUUCUCUCGUGGGUCGGUGUCAGCCCUAGAGGUAGUUUCUGUUACCUCCGCUGUCAAUGCUACCACUCCUCCGGUAUGGGACUACUACAACAAGCCAGUGAUGUAUUACCAGCCCGAGCAGGUCCACAUAGCUAUUGGAGAGAAUGUAUCGGCCAUUGUCGUCACCUGGUCUACCAAGAACUUCACAGAGUCUGUGGUGGAGUACGGGAUCAACGGACUGACUCUGCGGGCCACAGGAACUUCUACCAAGUUUGUUGACGACGGCCCUCGUAAAUUGUUCCAGUACAUUCAUCGAGUCACGCUGACUAAUCUUCAGCCUAAGUCUCACUAUAUGUACCACUGUGGCAGUAAGCUGGGCUGGUCAGAUAUCUUUGUGUUCAACACUGUGCCUGACUCCACUGACUGGUCUCCGAGACUGGCUGUCUACGGAGAUCUUGGCAAUGAGAACGCUCAGUCACUACCGAGACUGCAACAGGAGGUGGCUCAUGGAAAGUACGACAUGUUCCUUCACGUUGGGGACUUUGCUUACGAUAUGUUUGACGACAAUGGUGAGAUCGGAGACCAGUUUAUGAGACAGAUUGAGCCUAUUGCUGCUUACGUCCCUUACAUGGUAGCAGUUGGCAACCAUGAGGAGAGAUACAAUUUCAGUCACUACUCUUCCAGAUUCUCAAUGCCGAACACGAAAGACAACUUGUUCUACAGCUUCAACUUAGGCCCGGCUCACUUCAUAGGGUUUUCAACAGAGGUGUACUACUUCCUAGGUUACGGCAUCAAACAGGUGGUUCUGCAAUAUGAGUGGUUGGAGAAUGAUUUGAAGGAAGCCACAAAACCAGAGAACAGAGCUAAGCAUCCAUGGAUCAUCACGUUUGCCCAUCGACCCAUGUACUGCUCUGAUGACGACGGAGACGACUGCCUAAACUACGAAUCUCUUGUUCGUUCAGGAUUGCCAAUCGUCAAAUGGUUUGGCCUUGAAGAUCUGUUUGUGAAGUACGGAGUGGACCUGGAGAUCUGGGCUCAUGAACACUCUUAUGAGCGGCUGUGGCCUGUGUAUAAUCACAAGGUGUACAAUGGUAGCUGGGAACAUCCUUACACUAAUCCUGGGGCUCCUGUGCACAUAAUCACCGGCUCUGCUGGGUGUGAUGAAAAGGUAGACCCUUUUAUCAAGAAUCCUCGGGAGUGGUCAGCCUUCAGAUCCUCGGACUAUGGUUACACUCGGCUGCAGAUCCACAACUCUACUCAUCUCUACAUGGAGCAGGUCUCCGAUGAUCUGGAUGGCGCAGUGAUUGACUUCGUUUGGCUAAUCAAAGAAAAGCACGGCCCUUAUAAACUGGACAUGAAACCGUAAACCUUCAUAGUCAUCAUAUGAACCUACUCUGUAAUAUACUCUAUCAUAUUAUGAUCACUCUAGUUUACUAGAGUAUGAUUACACUAAGUGUGAUAAAGAAUACCUGUCGAUGUAAUUGUUUGCAUUAAUCAAAGUAGACAUUCAAGUUCAUUAAACGUAUAGAUAAUGGAUUAUUUUGUAUUGGUGAUAGGACUUAUUUUAAAGGUCAAGAAUGUAUUGCCAACAAUUAUUAUGUGAAGCUUAAGUUUAAAGAAUUUCUAAACCUAUAAGAAAAGAUGUACAUUCCGCUUGCAUUUAAUCUUCUAAAAUAUUUGAAGAGAAUAUUUAAAUAUUAAACUUAAUUUGUUCCUGUUUAAGUCAUUGAAUUCAGUUAUUAUUUGUUAAAUAUGUAAUCUUUUGUGUACCGAUGCUCAAAUUUGUGAGUUAUCAAUGGUCAAUGAGAUAAAAACACUCUUUCCCCAAACUGGCACAAUUCUUAUGAAGGGUUAAACAUAAAGAAGAUGCCACUGCAGUACAAACAAUUGAAACAAUUGAGUGAGUUAGAGUUUUUUUCUAGUCUUGUAGCCAAAUUGGAUAGAUUAACACACCCCAAAGCAACAUUAUAGCCCCUGGCAACACAAUUGUUAUGUUUUUAUGUAUGUACCAUAUAUUUUUUAACAAAUAAAUCUCUGUAAAUUUU